This is a messenger RNA of Candidozyma auris, 441 nucleotides long. RefSeq names its product Hit1p (gene HIT1). NCBI's taxonomy places the organism in Eukaryota, Fungi, Ascomycota, Pichiomycetes, Serinales, Metschnikowiaceae. Bases 1 to 441 code for a protein of 146 amino acids. The transcript has a single exon. The record is from RefSeq and is a predicted model, not a curated record.
AUGGCGCUUGGAGUGUGUACUGUUUGCCUGGAGCAAAAUGCUAAGUACAGAUGUUCCAAAUGCCCAGUGGUCUAUUGCUCUUUAAGUUGCUUCAAAAGCCCAACUCAUACCCACGAGCAGAUCGAGGAGGCAACCAAGAAGGAGGUGACUACUCAAAAGAAAGAAUCUGAUACCGAAAAUGAACAGUCCAAGCUGAAAUCUUUACACCAGAAGAUCGCCGAAGACCCCAUCAUCCAGCAGCUUCUACGGUACAAGUCGCUUCAAGUGCACAUCGCGGUGCUCCUCAAAAUUCUCAACGACUCCUCAAUAACCAAUGAGCCGCUAGCAGAAAACCGCAGAGAGAUUGCAAACAUGAGACUUUGUAACUUACGGAUGGGUGGUUCAGAAGAGAAUGAGCUUGUGGAAGAGUUCGUUUCUAGAGUGAUUGAGCUUUGCAGUUAA